Rosa chinensis is the source of this 1638-nucleotide messenger RNA. Its product is annotated as subtilisin-like protease SBT1.6. Gene Ontology annotation, biological process: proteolysis. The transcript is spliced from 2 exons. The record is from RefSeq and is a predicted model, not a curated record. Lineage: Eukaryota; Viridiplantae; Streptophyta; Magnoliopsida; Rosales; Rosaceae. Bases 644 to 1393 code for a protein of 249 amino acids. Gene Ontology annotation, molecular function: serine-type endopeptidase activity.
UUGGUACAUGUCUAUGUCAAGGACUCAAAUGAUUCAUCAGCUUCAAAACCAAGCCUGAAGCCUUGAAGUCUUGAACACCAUGGUACCGUAGUACUCUAUAAAAUACCCCAUAUAUCAUUACUAAUCAUCGCAUGAUUCGCGUCCAUAUAUUGUUCAAGAAUUAAACCAUAGCAUCCACAAUGGGUCUCUUUUCGUCCUCCUCCAUCUACGCCCUUCUCUUCUCAUCAUGCUUGACUUGUCUCGUUUCAUCUAGUCAACUUUUCAUUGUGAGAGUUCAACAUGACCUCAAUCCCAGCCUCAAAAAACAGUUUGUAAACAUGGUGGAUGGUCAGGGUGCUAAGAGUGGUUUUGUAGCGCUCCAACUUUUCAUUGUGAGAGUUCAUCAUGACCUCGAUCAAUCCCAUGUUGGUGCUGACCAUCCACCAUGAUUACCAAACAGUUUUUCAUGGCUUCUCGGCCGACCUCACCCUCCAACAAAUCAACCAGCUACGGGAGCGUCCGGAGAUCCUGGGCGUGUUCCCUAGCAGUGCACUGUUUCAUACAACUAGGUCUCCUCUCUUCCUGGGACUACCCGACACCAAUGAUGGCCUUCUUAACCGGUCUCAUUCCGGCUUCGACGCAGUGGCGGAUCUAGAAUCUGAAAAUGGGGUAUACUCAAGAGAUUUUGGAUCGAAACUUGGGUUGGGCCAGCCCGUACCCUGCUUCGACGUCAUUGUCGGUGUGGUCGACACUGGAAUAUGGCCGGAGCACAGCAGCUUCCACAACCACGGCCUGGGACCAAUCCCCUCGCGUUGGAAAGGUAACUGUGUCCCCGGAGAUUCGGAGAAUCCGGCAGCCUUUUGCAACAGAUCGAAAGCUCAUAGGAGCCAGCCAGAUACUUGACUCGCGCGCGGCAGCAAUUUUACUUCCGCAAGAGACCAGGGCGAGGAGGACAGUUCCGGCCGGCCACGGCACACACGUGGCGUCAAUCAUCGCUGGACGACAUGUCCCAAACGCCUCUUUCCUCGGCUUUGCUCAGGGUGUUGCAUCAGGAGUUGCUCCAAACGCAAGAGCUGCCAUGUACAGAAUUGCGCGCGGCAGCAGGAGAGUGAGUCUAACUUGCUGGCUGCCCGUAGAAGACGGUUGCGACGUCAUAUCUUUGUCAUUGUCAUUAGACGACGGCGACCUCCGCCCUUAUCACAAGGACCCGAUUGAUAUAGCUGCAUUGCUCGGGAACGGUCGGAUCCUUACUGGCUCUUCUCUCUACAAUGGAACUUGGCCGGAGAACACGUGCAUGUCUCUUGUUGCAGGCCUAAUCUCCGGCGGCUUCACCGGAAAGGAAACAUAUCCGUUUGCAAUCACGUACAUCGACGAUAGCAAUUGUGAAGAAUAUCAUCGGGAUGGUAAAUGCUGAAGACACGUAUCUCAUUGGCGACGGUCAGUUGGCGAAAACAACUCCUGGACUGAGGCUCAGCAACUCAGCCUUUAACCAACUGCAAGUAAUUUAGAAAGAACACAAGAUUAUGAGUCCAUUGAGUUCAAGUAAUUUAGAAAGAACACAAGAUUAUGAGUCCAUUGAGUUUACAUUCAGCACAAAAUAUGGGUUCAUCAUAUGUAAGUAUGUAACUGAAGAAUAAACAUUUCCAAUAAAUAAGAUCC